This is a messenger RNA of Menidia menidia (Atlantic silverside), 3927 nucleotides long. The record is from the annotation of a GenBank genome assembly. NCBI's taxonomy places the organism in Eukaryota, Metazoa, Chordata, Actinopteri, Atheriniformes, Atherinopsidae.
CGUUAAGGGGGCGUGCCUCUACGUCACGCAUACGAAAACAACCUCCCAUAUUUGGAAAGCUGGUUUCCUGCCAUUUUUCUUGCACAGUGACAAUGUGCUUACGACGCCUCGUGCAGCACACCGCCGGCUUUCCCGCCGUUCUCCGAGAGCGGGACCGAGUGUGCAAGUUGGCGGGUCUGACAGUCCGAUACCAGAGCACCAAAACCGCCCCUCAGCUACCGAGAAUGGACUACCAGGACGCAAUUUAUACCCUGAACACACUCCAGACCAACGCCAGUGCUCUGGAGCAGGUACGAAAAGAGAGAAGCCACCCUCAGGCGCAGCUGCAGGCCAUGAGGAGCUACCUGGAGCGAGCCAGCCUCACGGAUGAAGCUCUAGACCACCUCAAUAUCAUCCAUGUGACCGGAACAAAGGGCAAGGGAUCCACGUGCGCGUUCACUGAGAGAAUUUUGAGAGGCUACGGCUUCCGCACGGGAUUUUACAGCUCUCCGCAUUUGGUACAAGUCAGAGAAAGGAUCAGGAUCAAUGGGCAGCCCAUUGGAAAAGACCUCUUUACUAAAUACUUCUGGCAGGUUUACAGACAGCUUGAUGAAACAAAGGAUGCUCAUGGGGGGGCAAUGCCAGCGUACUUCCGAUUCCUCACCAUCUUAGCGUUCCACAUCUUUCUUCAAGAAAAGCCUGGAGUUCCUGCCUUCACAGUCAAACAACCAGAAGAUGCAAUGGCUGUGCUCAGAGAUAGAGCCAAAGAAAUCAAAUGUCCACUGUGGGUGUGUCCGGAGCUGGAGCGCUAUCAGACGGAGCCUUUGUGUCUCGGCCUGGCGGGACAACACCAGCGAUUGAACGCUUCCCUGGCCCUGCAGCUGAAUAAAAGCUUUCCCACCACCAAUCUUGAGAACAGCAGUUUACCUCGGGCAUCUUCCUUCAAGCUCAGCCCCUUCAUGGUGAAAGGGCUUGCAGAAACGGAGUGGCCCGGCAGAAAUCAGACCCUGAAACACGGAGCGCUCACCUACUUUCUGGAUGGAGCUCACACCAUGCGAAGUAUGCAGGCCUGUGUGCAGUGGUUCAGGGAGGCUGCUGCUCAGCAUGAGAGAAAUGCCAGUGGACCUGUGGCUCGAGUCCUGCUGUUCAACGCUACGGGAGAGAGGGACUCUGCUGCCAUGCUCAAGCUGCUGGUGCCGUGCCGUUUUGAUUUUGCCGUCUUCUGCCCAAACAUCACCGAGGCCAUCGACUCCUGUAACGCAGACCAGCAGAACUUCAACGUGUCGGUGGAGAACAUGCUGACCCGCUGCCUGGACAACGAGAGCAGCUGGCACCUGCACACGGGCCGGGGGGGCCGCCCGGGCACGGAGCUGCACAUCGCCCGGGGCCUGCUGCCGGCCCCCGAGAGGAGGGCCGACUCGCUGGUCUUCCCCUGCAUCCUCAGCGCCCUGCAGUGGAUCGCGCAGGGCAGAGACUCCGUGCUGGGGGACGCUGCCGGGAACGCCCCCGCGGCCAAACCGAGCGCGGCGGCCAGAGCCGGCCCUCUCCGGGAGGCCGCCCACAUCCACGUCCUGGUCACCGGCAGCCUCCACCUAGUGGGGGGCGUUCUCAAACACCUGGAUCCGGAGUCGUCCAACUCACCACAUUUGGUACAAAUCAGGGAGAGAAUCCGAAUCAACGGGCAGCCCAUUGGAAAAGAGCUCUUUGCCAAAUACUUCUUUGAGGUUUUUGGACGACUUGAGAAAACUAAGGAUGCUCACAAAGGGACAAUGCCUUCAUACUUUGGCUUUCUUACAAUCUUGGCCUUCCAUGUCUUCCUUGAGGAGAAGCCCGGGGUUCCGGCCUUCACCGUCAGACAGCCAGGAGACGCACUGGCUGUGCUCCACGACAGGGCCAAAGAGAUUCAGUGUCCUCUGUGGGUGUGCCCCCCACUGGAGGACUACCAGGCGGGAGGUGGACCUCUGAACCUGAGCCUGACGGGGCAGCACCAGCGCCUGAACGCAUCCCUCGCUCUUCAGCUGAGUUCCACUUGGCUCCAGAAAAAAUCUGAACUGGGGUUAGCAGACACCCACUGGCCCGGCAGAGGACAAACUCUGAAACGUGGGGCGGUCACCUACUUCUUGGAUGGAGCUCACACCAUGCUAAGUAUUCAGGCCUGUGUACGGUGGUUCGAGGAAGCUACAGCCCAGCAUGAGAGAAAUACAAGUGGAUCUACGGCCAGAGUGUUGCUGUUUACAGUCACUGGUCAGAGGGAUUCGGCUCCCAUGCUAAAGCUGCUGUUGCCAUGUGGUUUUGACUUUGCUGUUUUCUGCCCAAUCAUCCCAGAUGCAACUGCCCCUUUCACUACAGACCAGAUGAAAACUAAUGAGCCAGUGGAAGACAUGCUGGCUCGGUGCUCGUACAGUGAGGAGAGCUGGCGCCUCCAUAGCGGUCAGGGUGCACAGGGGGGGCUGCUGGUGACCCCUGAAAAGAAAGCAGACACCCUGAUCUUCCCCUGCAUCCUCAGCGCCCUCCAGUGGAUCACCCAGGGCAGAGAUUCUGUGCUGGAGGCCAACCACGUCUUUCCAGCUGAGCCCAGCAUCACGGCCAAAGCUGCUCCACUCCGGGAAGCAACCUCGAUCCACGUGCUUGUGACAGGAAGCCUCUAUCUGGUGGGAGGAGUUCUCAAGCACCUCCAUCCAUUACCAUAAGUAUAACCAUGGUUACCUGAUAGAUUCUGCUAGUUUUCAUCACCCAGAAACGAAGAUAUUAAUUGUCAGUCCAGCAUUAGGCUUGAUAAAACAUUAAUUAUUGUGGGCUUGCUUGCAAUAAAUAAAUACUUUAAAAUAAAACCUACACUGUGUUUGUGUCAAAUAAAAAAACGGCUUUUUUGCAUAAUUCCUAUGCUUUUUUUUUUUUUUUCAUAGUAAGCAUUUCUAUGCUUACUACGUCACGAUCAAUUUAGUGUUUGUGUUUAUCGCCUUUUUCCAACAUUAUCUUAGUUAAAAAUUAAAUAAUGACUAACUUUAAUUUAAGAAAUCAGAGAGGAUAACAACGAUUUAUUCAGCAUGGUUUGUUUGGCUCAUUAAGUGGCUGACGUUUGUUUUAUCCAAUAGCGACAGAGAUUGUUGAACGAGGGCUCCAAACUUAACCAAUGGGAUUUCAAUAGGCGGGGUUCCUUGCGUGGCUAACGUAAGCGUUGCCACUAGGAAGAAGAAGCCGAUUCUGGAAGCCAUUACGUUGCGCACUUUAAUUGAGUAAAUCCUACUAUUUUUGCGUACAAUACGCACAAUUACCUCUGUUCAAGAGGGUUUUCUUGAGUUAUGGCAUCCGCUGCAAAAAAGAGAAAAAUGAAUUUUUCGGAGAGGGAGGUGGAAAUUAUUGUAGAAGAAAUUGAGAAACAAAAGCACACACUGGUUAACCACUUCAAUGCUGGCGUCACCCAUAUGGCAAAGAAUAACGCGUGGGUGGAUAUUUUGAAAAAGGUUAACGCUGUCACCACCUGUCCCAGAGAGCUGCCGGAGGUGAAAAAGAAGUGGUCGGACAUGAAGACGGAGGUCCGGCGGAAAGUAGCCCAGGCGCGAGCCGCUAUUGAGGGGACGUCCGCCGACUGCACUCCUGUCCCUGUCAUCCUCACUGCCAUGCAGCAGAGGAUCUGUAACCUGCUGGGGGAGGCCACCAUCAUCAGCCUGCCCGCGGGAGACUCGGACGCUGAGAUAACUUUGCCGGUUACGGUCAACGCGGCCGCCACCGUCACGCUAACAGACGCUCUUCCAACGGUUCCAGGGACAGUGUGUGAUGACACAAAGCCACUGAGCGCAGAGACGACGUACCACGCCCUGGAGGACGGCGGCGUGGUGGAGUACUGCACCACGGUGAGCGACUCCACGCCCACGGUGGUGGCGGCGGUGGAGGCCCCGGUGGAGAUGCUGGCCUCGUCCUCGGCCUCCUCGCCGCCGCCGCCGCCGC